Messenger RNA from Monopterus albus (swamp eel), 1094 nucleotides. It is a transcript of the gene socs1a, whose product is annotated as suppressor of cytokine signaling 1a. The transcript has 2 exons. Bases 334 to 996 code for a protein of 220 amino acids. Gene Ontology annotation, cellular component: phosphatidylinositol 3-kinase complex. Gene Ontology annotation, biological process: intracellular signal transduction; phosphatidylinositol phosphate biosynthetic process. NCBI's taxonomy places the organism in Eukaryota, Metazoa, Chordata, Actinopteri, Synbranchiformes, Synbranchidae. The record is from RefSeq and is a predicted model, not a curated record. Gene Ontology annotation, molecular function: 1-phosphatidylinositol-3-kinase regulator activity.
GGAGGCGCAGACAAGCCUGUUGGGAGGAGUAAGGGCUGGGUCAAACCAGAGAGACAUAUAAAGCCUGAGUGUUUACCGAGUGUCGAGCACAAGACUAUGGUUAGAGGGGUGGAAUCACAGCCAGCGGGUCUAUAGGUUGCCUGUGAGCUGUCCCCCUCCAUCCUGCGCGGCGUCACGGAUUUGCUGCAGGACAUUUGCUGCUGUCGUUGCAGCUGCUGCGCUGUUGGAUUACAGACAAACGGAUCUAUAAAGAGCCGCUGCUGUUAGAACAAAACGGAUGACUGUGUGGUGGUUAGAGAUGGGAGAGGGUUUGGGGCCACUCUCCCCUGUAGGAUGGUAGCCAACAGCACAGUGGAAGGUCAUGACAAGACUUGCUUGUCAAGCUCAUCAUCAUCAUCCUCCUCUUCCUCCUCCUCCUCCUCAUCAUCAACACUCCACACAGAGUCGAAGCAGCUGCAGCAUCAGGCUGCUCCAGAUCCGAACCCGCGUCUAGCGCCUGUCCCCUCUGUGUACCUGACCCACUUCCCUGUCUUCUCCUGCAAGGAAGACUGCAAGGUCAUCACAGAAACAGCAGCCAGGCUCGAGCGCAGCGGCUUCUACUGGGGUCCUCUGGGAGUGGAGGACGCACAUCGCAUGCUGCGGGACGCUCCUCUGGGCAGCUUCCUCAUCCGCGACAGCCGGCAGAAAGACAUCUUCUUCACACUGUCCUAUCACGCCAAGAGCGGCCCAGUCAGCGUGCGCAUCGUCUAUAAAAAGCAAAAGUUCUCAUUGGCAGGCAACGAGCACUCCUUCCCGACGCUUUUUGCCUUGUUGGAGCAUUACAUCAAUUCUCCCAAGAAAAGCCUGAGCAUCCCGUACAGGAAAUGGGAACCGACGCUGCAGGAGCUGUGCAGGAAGCGCAUCAUGGAGCUGUGUGGUGGAGCAAGCUGCGUUUCAGAGCUGCCACUCACCCAUGUUGUCCAAGACUUCCUGUUGGAGUUCCCUCACAAACUGUGACCAGCUUGCUAUGCAAGGUUGUGGCUGUAUUUCUUUUUAUUUUAAGAAGUCAGAUUUCAUCAAGCAAGAGCAAACUGGAGGGGCUGGUAAAGCCUGGC